AUGGAAGACUGGGAAGAUGCGGCGUUUUCAUCGCGGCACAUGCACAACAGGGUUGGACGCAACAGCGGCAAAGGAGGCGGCAGGUCUCAAAGGGGUGGCUUCUUUGACGUCCGCAAGACGUUUGGUAGCUUUACGUGCAAAUGCGUCGCCUGGGAAAAGACCUUGACUACUGGAGAAGUCCAAGCGUCUGGCAAUUCACCGGUCCUGGAAUUGUUUCGAUUGACAGGCAACGGACAGGGCAUUGCUGGCAGACUUUCUCUGCCAGGUAUGUUGCAGGCGUCGGUGAUUCUGGCUGCCAGCCGAAAGAGUCUCCAGACCAUUGUUGACAACCUAGAGGCUCAAUCCGAUGAAAGCGGUCACGGUGGCGAUGGUGCACCCAGCUUGGAUGAGCACAAUGGAAUGGAAAAGGAUUGCGAUGUUAUCGAUGCCCUGGGCGCCACUGAUACGCGUCCCGAAGAUCGCUUCGCAACCUUUGAAAAGAACAGUUUUCGGUCUCCCAAAUUCUGGUUACAAUGGUGUGGUAUGCCAACGGAAAUACCACAGAUGGGUGGUGAGGGUCGAUCUGCCCCCGUCGAAACAGGUUCCGGCUACAUCGUAUUCUCUGGUAAUGACUGUCGCAAAUUUGAUGGGACCAUCAGCUGCACGUCACUCGACUGGGAUAAUGUUGCGAUACGCGGCCACAAGAUCGCAUCACGCUCUGCAUCUGAUAUGCCAAUCCUUUGGUCGAGUAAUAAUUCGGCGCUUUAG
This is a messenger RNA of Pestalotiopsis fici W106-1, 747 nucleotides long. RefSeq lists its product as uncharacterized. Bases 1 to 747 code for a protein of 248 amino acids. The transcript has a single exon. The record is from RefSeq and is a predicted model, not a curated record. Lineage: Eukaryota; Fungi; Ascomycota; Sordariomycetes; Amphisphaeriales; Sporocadaceae.